AUGCCUCCCAAGAAAAAGCCAGAUUGGAAAACCAGCCUAGCAAAAGAAUAUCUCUAUGACUUGGUUGCCGAUGGCCAAAUACCAGAUGGCAAUUCAUUGGAAGAGGUAGACGCAAGGGAGAUAUACGACCAGUACUGUCAGGGCCGACCAGAGUUUGGGCCUUACCCAUUUGACAAUAAGUUUGAAGCAAACUUGCUACGCAUCCGAAAUAAGGUUGCCGAAAAGGACGACCGAUCGGCAAUUGGCGCGGUGGCCUUGGCUCAUGAUCGAUUGAUUUUUCCGAAGCCCACGGAAGAUGUUUGGGGUGAGCCCGUGUGGCAGGACUCUGUGGCUCAACAGCUCCUAAUCGAAGACAUCGACGACAACAAACACAUCGAAUUACUGCCACGAUUUCUAUACGCAACAAGGCCGGAAUAUCAAGUCUAUGCGCUCGAUCGAUUUCGAAAUAGAAUCUAUCAAGAAGUUAAGAAGAUGAAGCGGGAAGCCUACAUGCUCGAGAAGUCAGAGAAGAAGCGGGAGAAACAGAUGGAGAAGCUAGCAAAGUAUAAUCUUGCGUAG
Seminavis robusta is the source of this 558-nucleotide messenger RNA. The record is from the annotation of a GenBank genome assembly. Lineage: Eukaryota; Bacillariophyta; Bacillariophyceae; Naviculales; Naviculaceae.